Molecule: messenger RNA, 3886 nt
Organism: Topomyia yanbarensis
Lineage: Eukaryota; Metazoa; Arthropoda; Insecta; Diptera; Culicidae
Product: reticulophagy regulator 1
Exons: 4
Coding region: 1043-2191 (382 amino acids)
Source: RefSeq, a predicted model, not a curated record
UCAGCCAGGUCCGGUUGUUGUGUUUUUACUAAAGAAAGAUAAAGCCAAGAAUGGUAAAUAAUUAGAUAUCAUACCACUUUAUUGUGUUAUAUCUGAACAAUAAUUGUGCAGAAUGAUGAGCAUUACUGAAAUAUUGUAUCCCACGAUAUUUCCAUUGUGCUUGUUUACCCGCGAGUGAUCUUUCGUGCUGUAUUGUGGACACGGAGUGAAAAUUGGCAGACGGUCGGAAUUACGCUGUAGUUUUCCGGACACAAAAAAGUGCCUCUCUGCGAGAGAAAAGACGAUACGAACGAGCUGACAGUCUUCCUUGUUUUUUUUCUGCCAUUCAAUAUCUGGGAAUGUGUCGAUAGACGACAUUGGAUCUAGUGGCAUUAGGUGAUAGUUGUCAAUCCCCGUAGAUUCCACGAUAUUCCGAAGUACUAGUCGGAACUGGAUACGGUUCCGAUCGAGUGAAAGUGGUGCUCCAAUAGUGUGUUAUUUUUUGCACACCCAAGUUAUGAGUGUAUGUUAUGAAAAUAUAUCGCACUGCAUGAACUGUGAAAAACGCACACAAAUCUAACUCAGGUGUCAUCGUUGCGUUCGAGUCGAAUCGUUGUUGCUAAUUUCAUAUUAGAACGAUCUAUCCUUGAGAUUGAUUAUAAACUGAUGAGUCAAGUAUACAGAAUCGAAUUAUUUGCCUAGCGUGAUAAAUUUUAAAAAACGAACCCUCACUGGAACGUGGAUAAACAAAUCAGUUCAAGGACCAGUGAGUUCAUUUACUCUGGUAUUUGUGAAACAGUGAGGAUCAACGGUUUUCGAACAGCUGCAACUUGCAUUGGCCCGUUGAAAAGGCAAAACAACGUGAGCUGUUGCUCCGCAGCACAGUAGUCUGCAGUGGAUUCUCAAAACGAAAGUGAAUGCGAACGCGACAGGAUCGACGAUUCCCGCGAGCCGUAAAAGUGAAUGAAGUCAGUACAAUAGUGCUCAACUAUUAGGAAAUAAGAGGAAAACGCUGAUUUAGUGUACAUUUAAAAGUGUGGCAACAUUAAGAAAGCUUUCAACUAUGAUUAAAUUAUCCAGAACAACUGGGGCCUACGCUGCCCUAGUAUCAGUAGUGUCCGGAACUAUCAUGUGGUUCAAUUUUCGCCCGCUGGGAAUAUUCUUCUUCUCCGGAUUGGUGUUGUUUUGGUGUCGGCAGUACGCCAACCUUCGCCUCCAGAUGACCCCCCUGGUGGAAGAAAAGCUACGAAACGUGUGCCAACGUGCGCUCCAGCUGCGGGCGCAAAAGCCUGGCCUGUUUUGUGCGCUGGUGUCCAGCUUCCUGGUUCUGUUGGCCAUCAUCGGUCACAUGGUGUCCGGAGCUUACAUUGUAAUCACGCUGCUGGUGCUGUCGUUCGUGAUUUCGACCAAGUAUGACAUCAAAAUCGUGGCCGAUCGUGAACGAUCACCAACCCCACUUUCGGCCGCCUUGUUCGACAAAGAAGUAGAAGAAUUUCUACCGGAGAUCACCGAAGCUACCGCUACGAUCUUGAGACAAGCCGGCGAAGAGGCUGAUGUCAGCGCAGUGUACCGAGCGGACAGCACUAUUAGCGAGUGCAAAGCUGGUGCCGUAGAUAACGAAGAUGAGGACGAUACCUACUCGGAUUUGCUGAUGCCUCAGAAUAGCAUUCAGGAACUGGACGAAGAGCAAUCGACUGAGUCCAGCAGUGACGAACUUUUGUUUGCCAGUGGUAGUAACAAGUCGGCAGCUGAGGUGCCCGCGACCGGUGAGAUCAAGUUCAAAAGUAGCCACUUCAAUGCGAAUACCUCGUCCGAUUCGGACGAUAGUAUCUCGCGUGGAUUGAACUUCGAUGACGUUCCCGAUAGUAGCCGAAAAAGAGGUCACUUUUCGCAUCAUAAUUCGCAGUACGAACUCCAGCAGCAACCACAACAACUGGUGGAACCGAAACGUCCCCAACAUCAGGACCAGCUGGCGAGUUUAGCAGGUAAUCUGCUUGCCGGCAGUAUGCUCGAUUAUCUUAGCUCAGCUAUUGCGGGUGCUUCGACAAUGAGUCAAUCGCAACCUGCGCCGAGUAACCGUAUACAUAAAUACAAUCGCAUGACCACUUCUGCUGCCAGCACCAGCGGUCGACGGGCGUAUGGUGAUUCUACUGACGAGGACGGGGAUAGCGAUUUUGAAAUGCUUAAUCCGGACGAAUUGAACAAUGCAUAAGGUGGUAGUCCUCGAGGAUAACAGCAAGGUAUUUAUUUUGAGAAUAUAAGUUUUUGCUUCCUGGUUCUUCAGAGAUCUUCCACAGAAGAGUUUAUUGAUUUGAAAAGAGGAGACAACUCGUAACUAAUUAUCGUAGAAACGUAACAGGGAUCGGUAGUGAACAGUGAAAAUAAUAAGAAACCAGUUGUCCCUUUUCUCACUAAUACCGAACUUAGCGGUAUGACAGUAGUUACCAUUUAUGUAGUUUCUCCUCCGCUGAUUGCAAAAAAAUAAUGAAAUUUCGAGGUUCACCCGAAUCAAAAUUUUAGUUUGUCAAAGAAUCUUAUUUGCAUAUGUUUCUUCUUUUUUGAGGUCUUGACUAAAAUAUAUUUUGUUAAGUAUUACUGCCCUUGAAUUUGAUUUAACAUAUCACGUAACUUUAUUUCAAACAAACAUACGUCGCAACUUCUUAAAUAAGUAUAUUACUAGUGCCAGAUUUGGAAAAAAGCACGAAGUACUCUGUAAAUAUGUGUACAUGUAUAUUAUUUUUACUUCUCCUGAAUCAAGUUAUGACAGUCCUAAUCCUUGAUAACAACCAGGUGUCGAUUCUCGUCAUAUCUCCUUUUGCAAUUCCCAACAAUAGAACCACUCAUUUGUUAGAUCGAUCAAUCCCGAGCUCAACAAUCCUAUGAAAAUGUUACACAGCAAUAAGCUAGUCCAAAGAAUUUAGGUUUAAUGAAUUUUGCUGAGAGCAGUCCUGCUACCAACUUCACCUCCUAUAAAUUAGAGAAGUAAACAUUAACUCAAUCCGGAGAAACAGGAAGAUUGACAAACGAAGAUCAAAAGCAGUAUAUUAUAAAUAUUUUCAAUUCACGAGGUAUCGCGUAUGUUGUAGCUAAACGGAUAUAAAAGACACCGACAAUCAGAUACAACCCUUUUUUAUCUAUCUUUUCAUAGAUGCAUGAAUCAUGUGUGUAGCGUCACCAAGUUAGCACACUUUUAACCCGUAACUAGGUAACCAAAAACAAAGCAUCUUUCUGCAAUUCUCGUACCCGAAAAUCGAAUAAAGUACAACUCCUCAAUCACUGUAUGUACAAAUAGUUCUAUGGUGAGGUAGAUAAGGUUCACCUGCCAGUAGGGAGUAGUUGUCUAACAUUUUUUUCCCUACCGGGGCGAUCGCUGCGCUAUGGGUACCAAGGAAACGAUGAUCUUACUGCCCAUAAUCGCAAGUGAGUCCCAUGUUCUAUGGGAUAGCCCUAUCUACAUGGGACUGACUUGCGAUUAUGGGCAGUUUACGUAAUCGAUGAAAGCAAAGAAUGUGUUGUGUCUGUUUGUCUGUUUAUAUGCCAUUAUACAUUUCUCAGAUACCACGAAAACACCUUCUUAUCUUUUCAAUUUGCCUGUGAACGGUGAAUGCAAUGUAACAUCCCUAGUAACAAUUGAGGUUUUAUGGCACCUCAGAAGCCCUUCUCAAAACUUAGAAUGCACUUUUAACGUGCUAUAAAACUAGAAAUGCUACUUGGGUUGGGGCAAAUUCCGAAUAGACACUUAAUUGGAGAUUGUGAACGAUCCACCUGUUCGAAGAACGAGUAAAUAAACUUAAAUAAUAUGUAAUGAAAUAUGUGUGAUAUGUUUUACUUUACCAUAUAUACCUGUAACGACUAUUGUGACGUAUUGCAAGUAAAGCUAAUUAAUAUUGAAUUUGUAUAUCGUAAA